Messenger RNA from Tripterygium wilfordii, 3414 nucleotides. Its product is annotated as subtilisin-like serine-protease S. Gene Ontology annotation, biological process: proteolysis. The record is from RefSeq and is a predicted model, not a curated record. NCBI's taxonomy places the organism in Eukaryota, Viridiplantae, Streptophyta, Magnoliopsida, Celastrales, Celastraceae. The transcript has 13 exons. Bases 997 to 3273 code for a protein of 758 amino acids. Gene Ontology annotation, molecular function: serine-type endopeptidase activity.
CUUAAUUAACUUUGGAUUAAACCGUCAUCCGAUUCGAUUUGAUUCCUACAAAAGGUAAUCCGGUAAAGAAGUCGAGCAGGAUCGGUAAAGCAGUCGACGCAGUAAAGCAGGCAAAGUCUAGCUGCCCAGAUCUGAUUCGCAAACAAGCCCUUCGUCGAACAACCUAUGAAAGUCCCCCCAAAUGAAAUAUCAAUUGAUCCAAAACGGAUAAGCAUCCCUGUCUGUGUACUUCAAAUGAAAUGGCUUAGGGAAAGGUCAACUAGGGCUAUGAAAAACUUUGAGUCUAGAUCGUCGCCUCCUUCUUUCAACGACUCCCAGGAAAGAGAGAGAGACUUUUCCUUCUCUCAACCCUCCGCUUGCUUGUAAAGCUUUUGAGAUGAGACUUAACCAUUCCAUAGGAUUUACAUUCGGGGCGAGGUGUGCUAAUAAUUUCAAUAAUGAGAUUGAUCCAGUAGUGGUACGGAGUCAAAGUCUAUAAGUGAUUGGUUAGUGAAAGCAUAAGAGAUUUAUCCAGAAACUGGGAAAGGCAAAGUCCAUUAAGCUUUCUCUCAUCAAUUCCCAUGAGAGCCGAUCAUAUGCUUGCUUUCUCUAGGUCAACCUUGACUGCAAUAUCCUCUCUUUCUUUUCUAUCAUCUUAUUCAAGGUAGUAAGCAAGGUUUCUUGGACAACUAUAGGAUUCUCAUUAUCAGAACUCUACCUUAAAGCUGCCAGGUUGCUGGAAAUGUGUCGUGUAUGCUAUCUUACCUAAGAGCUUACCAUUUGCCUUGUUUUCUCUACUGGGAUCAUCUGAAGAUUGAUGGAUCAGCACUUCAUGUCAAAAACGUGAAAGCAUCGUCAUCAUCCGAGCCUUUAUCGAAAAGAAUUUGGGGUCAGCUUAUACGAGAAAGCUACUUCCUCAAAUCUGAGCAACACAACAACAAUAUAAUACAACAAAGCUAGAACUAUCUGAUCAGCUAAAUCGUUUAUACAAGAACCCAAAUAGGGCUCCUGCAAAUCAUGGGAGUUGCCCAAGUUUUUACUCUUCUCUUCUUCAUCAGCUCGAUUGGGUACCUGCAUGGAGCUAUUAUCAACAAGAAGCACUACAUUGUUUACAUGGGAGAGCACUCGCAUCCAAAUUCAGAAUCGGUGAUAAAAGCAAACCAUGAGCUGCUAACAUCAAUCACUGGAAGUUUCAAUGAGGCACAGCGAAUGACAGUUCACCAUUAUAGUAAAAGCUUUAGAGGCUUCUCAGCCCUGCUUACACCAGACCAAGCUCAGAAACUUGCAGAAAGCGAUUCAGUGGUUUCAGUGUUCGAGAGUAAGAUGAACAGGAUCCAGACCACACAUUCAUGGGAGUUUCUAGGGAUAGACUCUUCUCAUCAACACAACCAAGUGCCAAUGGGCUCAACAUCCGACGUUAUUGUUGGUGUCAUCGACUCUGGAGUUUGGCCCGAGUCUGAGAGCUUCAGUGACAAGGGCCUAGGUCCUGUGCCCAAGAAAUUCAAGGGAGAAUGUGUUCCUGGUGAAAAUUUUACAUUAGCCAACUGCAACAGGAAAAUUGUAGGUGCCCGGUUCUACUUCAAAGGAUUUGAAGCAGAAUACAGGUCCUUAGAAUCUUUUGGUUCUACUUUCUUUCGGUCACCUCGAGACAGCGAAGGCCAUGGAACCCAUACAGCCUCAACCAUUGCUGGAUCUGUGGUGGCCAAUGUUAGCUUGUUUGGGAUGGCCAGAGGUACGGCAAGAGGAGGUGCACCAAAUGCCAGGCUUGCCAUCUACAAGGCAUGUUGGUAUGGGCUGUGUAAUGAUGCUGAUGUCCUCUCUGCCAUGGAUGAUGCAAUUAAGGAUGGAGUCGAUAUCCUCUCUCUUUCUCUUGGCCCUGACCCUCCACAGCCUCUUUACUUCCAAGAUGGAAUCUCAAUAGGAGGUUUCCAUGCAUUCCAGAAAGGAAUACUUGUCUCUUGCUCCGCAGGAAAUGCCGGUUUCCCAGGGACUGCAACCAAUGUUGCUCCUUGGAUCGUUACUGUUGCUGCAAGCUCUGUGGACAGGGGGUUCUACUCCUUUAUAUAUCUUGGAAAUUCAAAGAUCUUGAAGGGUUUCUCCAUAAAUCCUCUGGAUAUGGAAACCUCAUAUGGUUUAAUAUAUGCUAGAGAUGCAGCUGCACCAGGCAUUCCAGCAAAGAAUGCAAGUUUUUGCAAGAACAACACUCUUGACUCUACCUUAAUAAAGGGGAAGAUUGUGGUAUGCACCAGCGAGACGUUUUUUGACGUCCGAAGAGAGAAAAGCAUUUUUGUGAGACAAGGAGGAGGUGUUGGAAUGAUACUCGUUGAUCCACCUGCUAUAGGUGUUGGUUUUCAGUUUGUCCUUCCAGCCACUGUGAUUGGUGAAGAAGAAGCACAAGAGCUUCAAAAGUAUAUGACGACAGAAAAGAAUCCAAUUGCCAGGAUCUCCCUAACCGUAACAGUCCUGAAAACAAAACCUGCCCCAGCAAUGGCUGCCUUUUCUUCCAUGGGACCAAAUGUCAUAACUCCAGAGAUAAUUAAACCGGACAUUACAGGACCCGGUCUGAAUAUAUUGGCAGCAUGGUCUCCUGUGGCAACUGAAACCGCAGCCGAGCGAUCAGUUGACUAUAAUAUAGUCUCUGGAACCUCCAUGUCCUGCCCACAUGUUACUGCAAUUGCAGCAAUUUUGAAAUCACAUCAACCUUCAUGGGGUCCAGCAGCAAUAAAAUCUGCAAUGAUGACAACAGCUACGGUCCUGGAUAACACCAGAAAACUGAUUGGAAGAGAUCCAAAUAACAACCAGACAACACCUUUAAACUACGGAUCUGGGCACAUAAACCCAGUGGCAGCACUUAAUCCUGGACUCAUUUAUGACUUCGAUUCCAUUGACAUUAUAGACUUCCUCUGCAACAGUGGUCCAAGCAAUGCGCAAUUGAAGAACCUCACAGGGGAAUUAACUUACUGCAAAAACCCUCCUCCACCAUCCUAUAAUUUUAACUACCCCUCAAUUGGUGUGUCAAACAUGAAUGGAAGUUUAUCUGUUUAUCGAACAGUCACCUAUUAUGGCAUAAAACCAACCAUUUAUGUUGCUUAUGUGGAUUUUCCAGCUGGAGUUAAAGUUACUGUUAAACCUGCCAAGCUAAAGUUUAUUAGGACUGGGGAGAAAAAAACAUUCAGGCUUGAUCUGACACCAGUCAAAAGCAGUAACGGAAGCUUUGUUUUUGGGGCUCUGACAUGGACUAAUGGAAUGCAGAGAGUGAGGAGUCCUAUUGGUCUCAAUGUGCUAUCUGUGUAGAAACAAUUGUAUGCAUCACAUGUAUUUCAAAUUUGAAGUUCCAUAAAAGUUUAAGUUUAUCUGGUUGAAUGCUAAUCCAGGACUCUAUAAUGUAUCCAGCGAAAGAUUCAAUUGAGUCAGCAUAAUUAUCCUCUUACUUUA